Cuculus canorus (common cuckoo) is the source of this 4432-nucleotide messenger RNA. RefSeq names its product kinesin family member 4A (gene KIF4A). The coding region runs from base 127 to 3786 and encodes 1219 amino acids. Gene Ontology annotation, molecular function: microtubule binding; ATP binding; microtubule motor activity. The transcript is spliced from 30 exons. Gene Ontology annotation, biological process: mitotic spindle organization; microtubule-based movement. NCBI's taxonomy places the organism in Eukaryota, Metazoa, Chordata, Aves, Cuculiformes, Cuculidae. The record is from RefSeq and is a predicted model, not a curated record.
UCUGAUUGGCUCUGCCUCCGCUCGCCCCGCCCCCGCCCCGCCGGCUCGAGGUCCGCCAUUGGUUGCCGCGGCGCGCGGCACGGUUUGAGCUGUGGCCGUUGCGGCGCCAUCGCGGCGGGAGCGGUGAUGCCGCGGGAGGAUGAGCGGGCGAUCCCGGUGCGGGUGGCGCUGCGCUGCCGGCCCCUGGUGCCCAAGGAGGUCAGCGAGGGCUGCCAGAUGUGCCUGUCCUUCGUGCCGGGGGAGCCGCAGGUGGUGGUGGGGAAUGACAAGUCCUUCACAUACGACUAUGUGUUCGACCCAUCUGUGGAGCAAGAGGAAGUCUUUACCACAGCCGUCGCGCCCCUCGUACGGGGCAUCUUCAAAGGGUAUAACGCUACUGUCUUAGCCUAUGGACAAACAGGAUCUGGAAAAACAUUUUCCAUGGGAGGCGCCUACACUGCCAGUCAAGAGGAUGACCCAAGCGUGGGUGUCAUCCCUCGGGUAAUCAACCUGCUGUAUAAGGAGAAGGAGCAACGGCAGGACUGGGAAUUCGUCCUCAGAGUUUCUUAUCUAGAGAUCUACAAUGAGGAUAUUCUGGACCUGCUCUGCCCGUCAAGAGAACGGACUUCUCAGAUCAGUAUACGGGAAGAUCCCAAGGGAGGCAUAAAGAUUGUAGGGUUAACAGAAAGAAGAGUCACCUGUGCUCAAGAUACUGUGUCCUGCCUAGAGCAAGGGAACAAUUCCAGAACGGUGGCCUCCACAGCAAUGAAUUCCCAGUCUUCACGGUCCCAUGCCAUCUUCACCAUUAGCAUUGAUCAGAUGAAGAAGAAUGACAAGAACAGUGUUUUUCACUCCAAGCUGCACCUGGUUGAUCUUGCUGGUUCUGAGAGACAGAAGAAGACCAAGGCUGAGGGAGACCGACUCAAGGAAGGCAUCAACAUCAACAGAGGUCUCCUCUGCCUGGGGAAUGUCAUCAGUGCUCUUGGUGAUGAAAAUAAAAAGGGAGGGUUUGUUCCCUACAGAGACUCAAAGUUAACAAGGCUGCUGCAAGACUCUCUGGGUGGUAACAGCCACACUCUCAUGAUUGCCUGCGUAAGCCCAGCCGAUUCCAAUCUAGAAGAAACUCUGAAUACUUUGCGUUAUGCUGACAGAGCAAGAAAAAUAAAAAAUAAGCCGAUUGUCAACGUUGAUCCUCAGGCAGCUGAGAUUCAUCAUCUGAAGCAGCAGGUUCAGCAGCUGCAAGUGCUACUGCUGCAGGCCCACGGAGGGACCCUCCCAGUGUCAAUCAAUAGUAUGUCACCUUCGGAGAAUCUCCAGUCCCUGAUGGAGAAGAACCAGUCGCUAAUGGAGGAGAAUCAAAAGCUGAGCCGGGGGCUGAGUGAGGCUGCUGGGCAGACAGCACAGAUGCUGGAGAGGAUGAUUUUGGCAGAACAAGAAAAUGAGAAGACGAAUGCCAAGCUAGAACACCUUCAGCAUACUGUAUGCGUGCUUGAUCUUCAGAAGGUGGUGGAGACUGUGGAGGAUGAGGAACUCAAAGAGGGGAUUCGCGAUCUGCAGCAAACGUUGGCUCACUUGCAGAGUGAAAAAGCUGCUGCCAUGGAAGCUGCUGCGGAGAUGGCAAACUUGGAGCAGAGUGCUACAGCUGAAGGUGAAUUGGGCCAGGAUACCAAGAGAUCCUCGGAUGACUUCACCACUCAGCAUGCCCUCCGUCAAGCACAGAUGUCCAAAGAGCUCCUGGAGUUAAAUAAAGCACUGACUCUGAAAGAGGCACUUGCCAAAAAAAUGACACAGAAUGAUAGUCAGCUGGAGCCCAUUCAGUCCCAGUACCAGACUAAUAUCAGGGAUCUGGAAUUGGAGGUCAGCAAUUUGCAAAAAGAAAAGGAGGACCUGGAACUUGCUCUGCGCGUGGCAAAGAAGGAUGUUAACCAAGCCAAACUGAGUGAACGGCGUCGGAAAAGACUUCAGGAGCUGGAAGCGCAAAUUAGUGAGCUGAAGAAAAAGCUAAUUGAACAGUCCAAGCUCUUGAAGCUGAAGGAAUCCACGGAACGCACUGUCUCCAAACUGAACCAGGAGAUCAGGGAAAUGAAAAAUCAAAGGGUCCAGCUGAUGCGUCAGAUGAAGGAGGAUGCUGAGAAAUUCAGGCAGUGGAAACAGCAGAAGGAUAAGGAAGUGAUCCAGCUGAAAGAACGGGAUCGCAAGAGACAAUAUGAGCUCCUUAAGAUGGAACGAGAUUUCCAGAAGCAGGCCAAUGUACUUCGGCGUAAAACAGAAGAGGCAGCAGCUGCUAACAAACGCCUGAAGAUUGCUCUGCAGAAACAACAGGAGGCUGCGGAUAAGCGGAAGGCGAGUCAAAAUCGGGAAAUGGAAGGAACUGCUGCGCGAGUAAAGAGCUGGCUCACAAACGAAGUAGAGGUUCUCGUUAGUACUGAAGAGGCUCGCCGGCACCUUGCAGACCUGCUAGAGGACAGAAAGAUCUUGGCACAGGAGCUCCUUCAGCUUAAACAGAAGAAAGAGGCUGGGGAAAACCUACUUGUAAACAUCCGGAGACGCACCUACGCCCUCUCGGAUGUGCAGUCAUCGGAGAUGGAUGUUUCCUUGUCAAAGCAGAUAGAAAGCCUGGAGACUGAGAUGGAGCUCAGGAGUGCCCAGAUAGCGGAUCUACAGCAGAAACUCUUAGACGCAGACAGUGGAGAUCGUGUGAAACAGCGUUGGGACAGUAUUGCAACUAUUCUAGAGGCAAAAUGUGCUUUGAAGUAUCUCCUUGGAGAGCUGGUCUCCUCAAAAGUGGAGAAGAGCAAGCUGGAGAGCAGCCUCCAGCAGAGCGAAGCCGACUGUUCGGACAUACAGAAGAUGCUGACUGAAGAGCGAAACCACAUAACGGAGAUGGAGGCUGAGUUCCAAAAUCAGCUUUUGGUGCAGGAACAACACCACCAGGAGAAGGUUCAGUACCUGCUCAGCCAGCUUCAGCAAAAGGAAGCAGUGGAGAAGAAACUAGAAGAUUCACUGAGUGAGCAAGAGAAACAGCUCCAAGAGCGACUCCAGUUCCAGGAGGAAGAGAUGGAGAAAAUGAAGGAGAGGCAGCAAGGUCUUCUCCAGGAAAAUGACACCCUUAAACAGAAACUGCUGCUCCUCCAGGUUGCCAGCGGACAGAAGCUCCAUCGUGUUCAGCAAAAGCCACCUGAGUCCCCAGAUUCUUCUUUUGAUUACAUUCCACCCAAACCAAAAACUCGCCGGCAAACAACAGCAAAACGCCGUGCGCCAGCCCCAGAGAUGGAUGUGGAAGAGCUGUUCUCCGACUCAGAUUCUGGAAGGGAGGAGGAGGACACAGACUGGGUUCCGGUAAAAGCAGUCAAAGGAGCAAAGAAAAGCGUGACGGGGUGCUCCUGCAAGGGCCGCUGUGGCAACCGGCUGUGUGGCUGCCGGAAGCAGAAGGUGGGCUGCACCGAUGGCUGUAGCUGCGACGCAGCAAAGUGCAGGAACCGGGAGCCUGGCUUUCCGGGUGCCACACUGGGCGAGGACCAGACGAGCAGCUCUGGUUCCUUCAAACUCGAAGACACCACUGAAGAGGCUGCAGAUGAGACCUUCUUUACGCCCCUGCCCAUCACCUCCUUUGGACAGGUCCUGAAGGAUAUCCCAGACCAAGACGUUCCCAUGAAGAAGCCUGGCAGUGCAGCUUCCCCGCUCCUGAGGGAUGAGGAGGCCCGAGAGAACCAGGUGCCACUUGUAAAGAGAAAGAAGAAAAUGCUGAGCAGCAACACCAGCUUCUUCUCGGGCUGCACCCCCAUUGGAAGGGGCCUGGAGGGCUGAGCCCGGACGAUGCCCCAUGAGGGGUUGUGCGGUGCUGCUGGAAAAAAAUCACCCUCAACGUGGUCUAAAGCAUUGACAUCUCUUGCUGUGACAAAAAGCCCAUCGUGCCUGCCUGCUUCUGGCAUCAGCAAGGGAGUUAAGCACUAGUUUGUGGUAAAUUAUGUCCGAUUCCUUGUAAAUACUUGUAUGUGUGGGGCUUGAGGGGUUGGAAGGAACCCUUCCCUCUGAAAUUUCUGGAGCGAGUGGAGGGAACUUAGCCAGGUUGAUUCCAGUUGCCUUCCUCAUCCUAAGCUGUGAACACAUCGGGUACGGUUUGAGCUGUCAUCGGGCUGCUCUCCCUGCAGCACAAGGGAUGUUCCAAGCCGCCCUGCGCCCGCCCCUGGCACCUCAUCCCCGGGAGCAGAGAGGCUGUAGUCUUAAUUGAGCGAGCAGGUAUGAAAGGGCCAGAGUGCUGCUCUGUCCUCAUUCCAUGGAGUCAGACUUGUCAGUUUAAAUGUUGUUGUGGUAUUUUUAACUUGGUUUUUUUUAGCUUUAAUAAAGUAACAAAUAGACCCCCUGACUUGUAGUGUGACAUUACAGGUAUAAACUGUAGAGGGGCAGAUUUAGACUGGAUAUUAGGAAGAACUUCUUCACCAUAAGAGGGGUG